AUGCUCACAACCUUUCCUCUACCUGUCCUCUCUGUCACACCCGAUGCAGUGAAAGAUCUUCAAGGACAAGACGCUCUCUCCGCUCUCUGGACCCUUUUCACCAAAUGCAAAGAGUCGCUUCAAGAUGGCCGCAGGCUUGAGAAUAUCUCUUGGAGGCUAUGGCACCGUGAGCUGGUUCUCGCUCAGCAGUCGUACCUGCCACCUACUCCAGACUCCAUCUCUCAUCCCAAAGUAUCGUCCGAUACCCGCACCUCGUUCUUCCCCCUUACCGACCCUGUCGAGGUAGCCCAGCCUUUAGGCACACCCCCUUGCUCGCAUUCGGCAUCCAUGUAUCAGCAUACUUCAUCCCCUGCAUCUACAACGAGCCCCGUUGUUCCUGACCGCCCGCGCAUACCCCAAUUCUCAUCAGCCUCAGGUACCCCCGUAGCACCGCCUCUGUCCACUUCCUUCCGCCCCAAAUCGUCCCCGUUUGUUGGCCGAAUAAUAAUAGACAUGUUGCCACAUAAUGUCCUUAUACCCGACAAGCAGAAGGCCCCAUCGCCGCGUUCGCCUAAACAACCCACCGUGCCCUCCGUUCAGCUUCCCUCGACGCCUACCUCUGCUGAAGCUUACUUUCCUCGCGUUGUCGUCGUAAACCCCACGCCCCAACCCACUCCACCGAUGACACCCUCCCUCAGCGAAGAUCCACCAGGUGCUUCACAGCCACCAUCAACGUUCCUUCUACCCCCGCUUCCCCCGCCUGUACUAGCUAUGAAGCGUCAAUCACAAGUGCAACAGCCGCUUCCGCAGUCACCUCCACCAGAUGAACUGUUAACUUCGCUUGUCUCGGCCCGAGGCAUCGAGACCUCGAAGGGGUCUGGCAGGUUUUUCCUACAGCAGAGCCCUGAGGAUGCGUCCCCGGAACGCGAUGGCUCGACGGAGAGCGGAAAGAGCCGCACUGAUUUGUUCGAUGCAUCGAGCGCAGCCUCCAGUCAGAUGCAUAGCACUGAUAAUGAGAAAGCAGUAACGAAGGAGCUGAAGGAGAAAUCAUGUGCCAAACCAAAGAAGGGAAAGGAAUUGGGGAGAUCGUCUGCCCGGCCGCCUUUGGCGAAACGGACCCACUCCGCGAGGCACAUCGGCCCUUCGAUACAGCGCAAGCACUCAAAUCAGGACAGUAAACCGCGCGCGAUGUUUAAUAUUGGCUCCAACUCGUCGAACGGGUCCAAGUCUGCUAAUGGGAGCUCGGCGAAACUCACUCCGCCUCCACCUCCGCCUGCCCCUGUGGCCAGCGGAUUGGGCGGUAUGCUUAACGGGAUGACGGCGAUAAAUCUCAAGCCUGUACAGUCGACUGUUGCUCUCCCUCCUGUUGCUAAUGGCAAUGCCGUGGCCAACGGAAACGCCAACGGCGUUGGCAAUAGCAAUGCUGCUGCUGCUGCUCAUGCAAGUAACGGCACGGGUCCCCAGCAGCGAAAAACCAUCGUUGUCGCCAGCACCUCCGAGGAAGACUACGAGACCACUGAUGCAGACGACUCUGGAUGGGCCUCUGAGGACAUGGACACUGAGGACAAAGCCCGCGAAGCCAAGGAGGCCGGGCUACGCGGUGCUGCACUGGAAGCCCAGCGCCAACGGGACCUCUUCGCAAAGGUUCCCAAACGGUCGUACUCUAAUCUCAAUCGCACGCAGUCGGGACUACUUUCCCAGCUCAUGAACCCCAACCCUGCGAUAUUCCCGCCGAAUCAUCCGUGUCGCUUGAGUCAAUCAACCGCGGAUCUUGUGCGGAUGCAGCGGCAGGCGCAGCGUCAGGCUGAGGAGGUGCAGGCUCCACAAAGGAGUAGUAGUGGGUUUGCAGGGCCUGUGAGGCUGCAGACGAGUAAAAGUUCAGCGGCGUUACCCAUGGCUGCGCAAAUCACUGCCAUGUCGAGCUCGAAGCCCCCGUCGUCUGGAAUGAAGGGGAAAGAGAGCGAGAAAGGGGGUUAUAGGCCAAAGGGACGCCCGAAGGAAGCAGAGAUGGAAGACGAGAGUGGGGAGGAUGACGACGACAAGAUCCAGGUAUCGCGCAGUGUGGCGCAGCAGAGGCUUCAGGCCUUGAUAUCACGCCGCGCUCCGGAAAAUGGCAUUGCAUCUCAACUGGCUCAGCAUACGCAUACACGUGUGGUGGAGGAUCGCGUCGCUCCUGUUGCACAAUCCACGGCACCUAUACCCCUCGGACAUCCGUAUAAUCUUCCUGCUCCCGCGCUACCUAUGACGCCCCGCACGACCCGACGAAUAAUGCUUCGGCAAGAGCUGUCAGAGAGCAUGCGGAGGCAAUUAUUGUGGGAGCGACAGGUGAGCAGUACCACCAACCCAGCUGCGAACGCCAGACGAGCGAACAAUGGCGUGCUCGGUGGGUUGCGACCACUUGCCUCGACAACGUCCAUGGGCGGGAAUCCUGGCGCCACCAAGAGUGCAGAGGCUCAGGAUAAGGAUGAGCGUAAGCGGCGCGCGAUGGCCCGAAAUCGAAGUUGGGCAGACGACUACCACUAUUCAGGGUGGUGA
Molecule: messenger RNA, 2514 nt
Organism: Suillus clintonianus
Lineage: Eukaryota; Fungi; Basidiomycota; Agaricomycetes; Boletales; Suillaceae
Exons: 3
Coding region: 1-2514 (837 amino acids)
Biological process (GO): mitochondria-nucleus signaling pathway; negative regulation of transcription by RNA polymerase II; regulation of nitrogen utilization
Cellular component (GO): cytoplasm
Source: RefSeq, a predicted model, not a curated record